ACGCGCGCGAGCUUUCAGCACGAGGGGUCUGUGUGCGCGCGACGGGACCGUCCGAUAGCGUUAAAACAACUAAAAAUUCACGAAAUAAAGAACAGAAACGAAGAACUCGGACUCAGCAUGGCAUCAAACUGGUACUGGGGACUUCUCCUGCUUUUUCUUCAGGCUGCUGGUUCCCUAUGCGCCGAUGCUGAGGAGAGAUUGGUGGAUUUUCUCCUGAGUCCAGAUCGGUACAAUAAGCUAAUCAGACCAGCAGUCAAAAGGAGUCAGCAGGUCACCAUCGGGAUCAAAGUGUCUCUGGCCCAGCUCAUCAGCGUGAACGAGAGGGAGCAGAUCAUGACAACCAACGUGUGGCUCUCACAGGAGUGGAAUGACUACAGACUUAUGUGGGACCCAGUCGACUAUGACGGCAUCCAAAAACUACGAAUUCCCUCCCAUCACAUCUGGCUUCCGGAUAUCGUGCUCUAUAACAAUGCGGAUGGUGUGUACGAGGUCUCAUUCUACUGCAACGCCAUUGUAUCAAACACAGGCGACAUCUUCUGGCUUCCUCCAGCCAUCUACAGGAGCGCCUGUGCCAUAGAGGUGCGCAACUUCCCCUUUGACCAGCAGAACUGCACACUGAAGUUUCGAUCGUGGACUUAUGACCGCACUGAGCUUGACCUCGUGCUGACCUCAGACUUUGCCAGCCGAGAUGACUACACGCCCAGCGGCGAGUGGGACAUCGUCUCUUUGCCAGGACGCAAGAAUGAAGACCCUAAUGACGCCACCUACAUGGACGUGACGUACGACUUUGUUAUCCAACGCAAGCCGCUCUUUUACACCAUCAACCUUAUCAUCCCGUGUGUGCUCAUCACUUCCCUGGCUGUGCUCGUCUUCUACCUUCCAUCAGACUGUGGUGAAAAGAUAACCCUGUGUAUCUCUGUCCUUCUAGCACUGACUGUCUUCUUGCUUCUGAUCUCCAAGAUCGUACCGCCAACCUCCCUAGCCGUGCCGCUCAUCGGAAAGUACCUGAUGUUUACUAUGGUGCUGGUGACCUUUUCUAUCGUGACAAGUGUGUGUGUACUCAAUGUUCAUCACCGUUCGCCAUCGACGCACCACAUGCCUGUCUGGGUGCAGCAUGUCUUCCUGAACCAGCUGCCCAUCUUCCUGCUCAUGCGGCGACCUGGACGUUCCAACGUGCGUGAGAGGUUCCGGCGGAAGAACCAGAGCAAAUCGUUUUCCGGGGACUCGUUCGCGCUGGGCGCCUGGAGGCCGACCGAGCUGCCCGAGGGCUCGGAGUUUGGGCAGAGGGUCAGAUUGAGACGGGACAAUGAGGUGGAUGAGGCCAUAGAGGGCGUGCGAUUCAUUGCUGAACACAUGAAGAGCGAAGAUGAUGAUGAAGGGAUCAUCGAGGACUGGAAGUACGUAGCGAUGGUGAUCGACCGUCUGUUCCUCUGGGUUUUUAUCCUGGUAUGUCUGACUGGAACUCUCGGCCUCUUUGUUCAGCCGCUGUUUCAGAGCUACAACACACCGACAGCAAUGGACGAUGAUUCUAGACAGAUAUGUGUACAAAAAUGACAAAGAAGAGUAUGAGAAAAAGAGAGAGAGAGAGAGAGAGAGAGAAAGAGAGAACAGAUAAAGUGAUAGAGAGAAAGAGAGAGCAGAUAAAGUGAGGGAGAGAGAGCCUAAGCAAACAAGAGUGUCUCUCGUCUAAAGGAGAGGACAGGUUGUUCCGCCGCUUGUUUCGAAGGUAUAAUCAAUUCAUCCGACCGGU
Molecule: messenger RNA, 1750 nt
Organism: Trichomycterus rosablanca
Lineage: Eukaryota; Metazoa; Chordata; Actinopteri; Siluriformes; Trichomycteridae
Gene: chrnb5a
Product: cholinergic receptor, nicotinic, beta 5a
Exons: 9
Coding region: 118-1554 (478 amino acids)
Biological process (GO): nervous system process; monoatomic ion transmembrane transport; signal transduction
Cellular component (GO): postsynaptic membrane; synapse; plasma membrane
Molecular function (GO): acetylcholine-gated monoatomic cation-selective channel activity; transmembrane signaling receptor activity
Source: RefSeq, a predicted model, not a curated record